CUUCGAUCAUACUUGCUGCCCGAAUGUGUACUGUCACAAAAAAGGAUACCCCUGUCUCGACCUCUACCGCUAUGUCUAUGUCUGUGCAACCGUAUCCGGCUCAUAAUAUCGUACCGGCGCAAAACAAUAUCUGGUGGUUCUCCAUCAGGUUAUUGGAUCUCUUGUGGUCACUUCUCUUCGGUGUGACAACUGGCCCUUCACCAUGGAAAGACUUCCUUCCAGGCCUACACGACCAUACAUCCAAUGGAUCAGCCGACUCCAUGAUCGAUCUUACAUCUUUUAAUACCACUCUUAACUCCAGCCCAGUUAAGGCCGAAGAGUACCUCCGCCAAGAGAUUGGCAAACACUUCCCUAUGAAGAUCUCGCUGCCGAAGACUGUUACCCCCACGUUAGAAAGCAAGUCAUCGAGCCAUCCAGUGGGAACCACGAACGGAGUCUAUACUCCCUAUUACCAUCAAAAUUAUCAAGAUGAUCUACAGCCUCUAAUCGGAGAAAACCCGGCACUUUCCAGCGUUCCUAAUCCAGCACAAACAGCAUUUAUAGCACGUUAA
This is a messenger RNA of Hypoxylon trugodes, 551 nucleotides long. RefSeq lists its product as uncharacterized. The record is from RefSeq and is a predicted model, not a curated record. Lineage: Eukaryota; Fungi; Ascomycota; Sordariomycetes; Xylariales; Hypoxylaceae. The coding region runs from base 24 to 551 and encodes 175 amino acids. The transcript has 3 exons.